AUGCGACGAAUUACUCUUUUCCUAAUUGUCUCAUCUCUGUCGUUGAUUUCAUCUUCGCGAUUGAAAUAUCGUGCGUCGGUAAAAGAAAAUGUGGAUUUAUAUCAUACAAUCAUCUCACUCGAUCAAAUGGUAACCGUGGAUUAUCAGCAGACGAUUGAAUUUUUGAAUUUGAAUUCUCCGUACACGACAUACUUUCUCGUCGAUGGGCAAAAACUGCGUACAAGUCGGUUGAUCGACCGCGAAGAGUUCUGUCGGAUUAAACUAUGCGAAAAUUCUCGAUGUUAUCCAUGUGAGAUCAACAUGGAUUUCGUCUUGAAAGAAAACGGACAACCACGAGACAUUAUUUCUCUCAUUUUAACCGUCGAAGAUAUCAAUGAAUUUCGACCACAGUUCUUCGACGGUACACGGGACGGUCAAAAUAUCCAAUUAAAUAUUAGCGAAGGCGUUCCUGUUGGACAUGUUUUGCCAAUUCCAAGUGCGACGGAUAAGGAUGGCGAGGACGAUGAACUUGUUUACUGGAUUGAGAAAGUAGCGAAAAUCCCAUUUGAACUGAUCUCAUUCGGCUCGAACCAAAUUGCUCUAAAUGUAACUGAAUCAUUAGAUCGAGAAAUUCGCGAUUCUUAUGAACUCAAAUUAACAGCUCGUGAUCGAGGAAAUCUAACAACCACGAUCACCAUUCAUAUUUCUAUCAAUGACAUCAAUGAUAAUGUUCCAAUAUUUGAUCAGCAAACUCCGUACAUCAUCAAUAUAUCCGAGAAUCGAAUUCCAUCAUCGGAUCAAGCUGUACUUCGCGUUCACGCAGUUGACAAUGAUACGAAUGAAAACGGACGAGUUGUGUACAAUUUCAGUCCUCAAGUGUCGCAAAACGUUCGGCAAGCUUUUCGAUUGAAUUCCCAAACAGGUGAACUGUUUCUUCAACAGUCACUGGAUUAUGAACAAUGCAAAGAAUACCGUAUUCCAAUAAUUGCACAAGAUUCAGGUCCGGUAUCCGUUCCUGUUUACAAUCUCAUCAUCAUUAAUGUUGAAGAUGAAAAUGAUAAUAAACCAUUGAUCACAAUUCGUACAUCGGACUAUUUUCAAUUUCAAAAUGAUACUUUAUACAUCAGUGAAGAAACGCCAUUAAAUACGUUAAUUAUGCAUGUUUUAGUUCAAGAUGCCGAUUCGAAUCUGAAUGGAAAAGUUCGAUGUUGGAUCGAAGUGUCAGAUUCAUUGAAAUUAAAUCUUACCAAUACAUUGAAUAACAUGUUUUCAAUUUAUACCGCUCAAAUGUUUGAUCAUGAACAACAUUCGACUUAUACCUUUCGUUUGGUUGUUGAAGAUCUCGGUAUGAAACUUCGUCAUCAAACGGUUCGCGAUCUUCGAAUGGUCAUUACAGAUAUCAAUGAUUCACCACCGAAGUUCUCUCAAUCAUCCUACGGACUUUCGCUUCAAGCAGACGAAGAAUAUCAUCAACCAAUCAUGCAAUUUCAAGCGACAGACGCCGAUUCGAACGAGAAUGGUCGAAUAUCUUAUGAAUUGCUGUCCGAUGGGUAUCAACAAGUAUUUUCUCUUGAUGAAUAUACCGGCGAGUUGUUUGUGCAUAAAAAACUCCAUCAGUCGAUUUACAAUCUCACCAUUCGAGCACAAGAUCAUGGAAAAUAUCCAUCAGCAUUGCACACAGAUGUAUCAUGCUUAAUCAAAACUUUAUUUAAACCAAAAUUCGAACAAGAAAAAUAUCUAUUCGAGCACAUCGAUGAAACUGUUCUAAUGAAUUCAUCCAUCGGUUCCAUCGGAGUUCGAAAUACUCAAAACCAAUCGGUUAACUAUUCAUUAACAACAUCAGAUUUUCAAAUUCAUCCUUUCACAGGCGAGUUAUUCGUUAAUACAGUACUCGAUUACGACACCGACCCGUCAUGUCGAAAAUUCUUCGUCAUCGCUAGAAAUCUCGAUGGAUUGAAUUCAACUUGUCCUGUGGAAGUUUGUCUUCAACCUGUCAAUGAAUAUCCACCUGAAAUUCAUCUAACUUCUCGAUUAAUUUCUAUCAACAUUGACAAUAACAGCUUGGUUAACAUCGAUGCAUUCGAUCGUGACUCAUCUCCGUUGAGUUUUCUCUCGUUUCAAUGUGAAAAAUCCUCGAAAUGCAAUUUGACAUGUUCGUCAAACGGAACAAUUCUCUUUAGUCCAAGUGAACAUUGCAUCGGAAUGAUCGAUCUGCUCGUUUCGGUCAAUGACAAUGAUCAAAAUCCAACAUUUAAGAUGACAAACGACACAAUUCAUGUGAUUUUCUAUUCAAAUCAAGUCUCCAUUGAAAAAAUUCUCGCCUCAUCAAAUUACACAUACACAAUCGAAUUUAUAAUUAUUUUAAAUGUAUUUAUAGUCAUUUUAGUGGUGAUUUGUUUAGUUUGUUAUUGUACACAUCGACAACGUAAAUGUAAUUUGUUAACAAAAUCAACACAAAUCAAAAUCCUCAAAGACCAAAUUGGUUUUACUGAAAAUCAUAGUUUACUCAAUGAUGAUCUCGUCGAUAUGACAGCUAUCAAUCUGAAGAUCAAUACCAACAGUGAAACAAGUUCCUCUUACAAUGACUCAUGCUAUGGUUCAUCAGAAAUGGAUGUUCAUCAUCAUCCGCAGCAGCAAAAGUCAACUGGCAAAUUGCUCGUAUCUUCCAAUGAGAAAUACAUUGUUCUUUGUAAAGAUCAAGAAACAAGUUCAGCAUCAUCUUCUCCAUCGUCAUCAUCAACAAUUGGAAAUAAUGUCAGUUUAAUAACCAAAUAUCAAACCAAUAAACGGAUUCAAACAACUCAAUUGAAAUCAUCGGAUCAACAUCUCGAACAUUUUCCCGGCAAUCACGAAUACAAAAAGAUUUCUGGAACAUCAACAACAUUCAAUUACCGACAUAUAACACCAUUGAAUGAAUAUUAUCUCUGA
Molecule: messenger RNA, 2907 nt
Organism: Adineta ricciae
Lineage: Eukaryota; Metazoa; Rotifera; Eurotatoria; Adinetida; Adinetidae
Source: the annotation of a GenBank genome assembly